Ectocarpus sp. CCAP 1310/34 is the source of this 787-nucleotide messenger RNA. The record is from the annotation of a GenBank genome assembly. Lineage: Eukaryota; Phaeophyceae; Ectocarpales; Ectocarpaceae.
AUGCAACAAGUAUUGACGACCCUCCAAACAUUAGGCAGGGGCAACUGCUUCGACGACAUCUGUCAACUGUCUUUGAUGAGCAAGCCGAUGGCGGCGGCUACGUUCCACAAGUUCUGCAAGCACUUUGCGCAGGAGCUGUUCGAGGAGCACAUAUACCUUCCUACCGGAUCGUACCAGGAUGAAGUCAUGUGCAUGUACGACAAGCUGGGGAUGACGGGGGCCAUCGGAUCUACCGACGUGACCCACAUCGGAUGGGGCAUGUGCCCGUUCACCCUUGGCCGUUCUUAUACGGGCAAGGAAGGAUUCCCGACCAUCGCCUACCAAGUGACAGUCGACCACGCGGGUCGAGCCAUCGCGAUAACCAGCGGUGUCCACACCAUCAAGACGGAUGCCCAGUACACGAAGCGCACGUACAAGCUCCGGGGGGCGGAUGGAACAUUUCGGGAGCGCAAGGGGUGCUACUUAAUCGUUGACAACGGGUACCACGAGGUAAAUUCACUUGGCCAUCCUAAUAGAAUGAGAGAGGAUUAUCCCCUGGCGGGAAACACUCGAGCAGGGCUACUGUAGUUCAACCGUCGGCAGACCCAGUUCACUUUGUCGUUGUCGGCCUUAGACAGCGUUGUUUCCGGCGCCAACCAAACAUAAAAAUCUCCUUCCGCUUACGCCUACUUGAUGCCGGGAAAUGGGGACAACGUGGAUGCCACAACGUAACACAUCACACAUCGAUGGUGUGUGUAGAAGUCGGGCAAGUUAUGAAGUCACGCUGCAGAUUUUUCUGUCGACGCAU